Acytostelium subglobosum LB1 is the source of this 639-nucleotide messenger RNA. RefSeq lists its product as hypothetical. The transcript is spliced from 2 exons. The record is from RefSeq and is a predicted model, not a curated record. NCBI's taxonomy places the organism in Eukaryota, Evosea, Eumycetozoa, Acytosteliales, Acytosteliaceae. The coding region runs from base 1 to 639 and encodes 212 amino acids. Gene Ontology annotation, molecular function: protein heterodimerization activity.
AUGGGAUACAGAGGAAGAGGCAACAUUCCAAAGACAACAGCUUCGAUGUAUGGGCUGACCUACAACACAAAGAGAGAGUACAGGUUCAUUAAUGAGGUGGUGAGAUCUCUGUCAGUGGGCGGCACCUAUGGCGCCAGAAGCACGGUAAAGCUAAGGAUUAAUGCAAUGGCCAAAGAGGCACUGGUAUCAUUCAUUCGCGAUUUGGCCCACAGAAUCAUCGAUCAAUCAAGAGACAGGUCGGGCAAGGCAACACUGCAGGCACGCGACAUCGAGACGGCCGUCAGUAUCGAAUUGGGAGGGGGCGAACUUAUGAUACAUUCUAUCGUGCUAGGCAGGUCGGCUGUAACCAAUGCUAACCCUAGCAAAGCCAAUGGUGAGAAUAAGCCACCAGCCAAUAAGCUCAUGGUCGCGCCAAGCUAUGUUCGCAAACAACUCAAGAUUGCUGGAUUCGGUCGAGUGGCAAAGAUGGCCUCAUUGUACCUUGCUGCCGUUCUCGAGUAUCUCAUCGUUGAAGUGGUGGAGCUUUCCGGAGAGAAUGCCAAGAGCUGUGGAAAGACUGUACGUAUUGCCUCGCCUCCUUUCUCGAUAGACAGGUUGGACAAUCAUUCACCAAGUCCACUCCUCCUUGUAUCUCUAUAA